Molecule: messenger RNA, 1162 nt
Organism: Myotis brandtii (Brandt's bat)
Lineage: Eukaryota; Metazoa; Chordata; Mammalia; Chiroptera; Vespertilionidae
Gene: AVEN
Product: apoptosis, caspase activation inhibitor
Exons: 5
Biological process (GO): negative regulation of G2/M transition of mitotic cell cycle
Source: RefSeq, a predicted model, not a curated record
UUGCAGGUUGAAGAUGGCAGUGAUGCAGAGACCUAUGGAGAGGAGAAUGAUGAACAGGGAAAUUAUUCUAAGAGAAAGAUAGUCUCUAACUGGGAUCGAUAUCAAGAUACUGAAAAAGAAGUCGAUAAUGAAAGUGGAGAAUCGCAGAGGGGGACGGACUUCAGUGUUCUCCUGAGCUCUGCAGGGGACUCCUUCUCACAGUUCCGGUUUGCUGAGGAGAAAGACUGGGAUGGUGAAGCUUCAUGUCCAAAGCAGAAUUCAGCAUUUUAUGUGGACUGUGAGUCAUUGGUUCAAGCCCUUCAAGAACUGCCUCUCUCUCUCCGACUCAAUGUUGCUGCUGAAUUGAUCCAGACUGCCCUUCCUUUAGAGCUUCCUCAGGUGAAACCAAAGAGAAACGAUGAAGGCAAGGGACUAGGCAUGCAGUUAAGAGGGCCCCUGGGGCCUGGAGGAAAGGGGUCCGUGUCUGAGCUGAAAUCAGCACCUGCUGGCUGCCCCGGGUCCCUGGGUAAAGCUAGCCCAAGACCAGGCCCCUCAGAGGGCUCCCAGAAUCCCGCUUCCCCACUGCAGUCAGCAGCGGACCAUCUGGAAGAAGAAUUGGAUCUGCUGCUUAAUUUAGAUGCGCCUGCAAAAGCUGGAGCGAACAUCUUACCAGACCAGAUGCCCCAGGACCUAGAAUCUGAGAAAGAUGGGGCAGUGGAGGCCCAAGAAGAAAAAGUUCCUGCAAAACCAUCCGUGGCGGAAGAAAAGACGGUGGAACCUGAGCAACCAAGCACAUCCAAAAAUGUUACCGAGGAAGAGCUUGAAGACUGGUUGGACAGUAUGAUUUCCUAACAAAAAAAGAGAAAGAAACAGAAAAAGAGAAAGAAAAAAGUGCCCGACACCAGUUUGGGUUGCCCUGUAAGGCCGGGCCCAUGGCUGUCCGUGAGAGCCUGCCCCGCGCCAGUGUGUUCCAUCAGCUCACACAGUGCACACCUACCUCUGUGUCUGACAACAGCCACAAUAAUACAUUUACGAGGCUCGGGGCAUUUUUCUCUGACUUAGUCAUCUCAGACUCAGGAAGGGCGGAGACGUGGCGCUUGUUUCCAGCACAGCAAAGUGCUGCUGCUGAAGAGAGCAAGCAACAGGGUAUGUGUUUGGCCAAAUAAACCAGUGCUGGUCUGUG